AUGUCUUCACAACCACUUCACGCACUCUGGGAGGCUUCUGCAGGCCAACCGUUCCAGGCUGCUGUAGACAAGGACACGCAGCUCUCCAUCGGCUUCUUCCUCCUGCUCGGUGCCAUCAUCCUGACUGGUCUCUUUGGUCUCAACCUCAACCUCAAGAACAUCCCGAUCCUCGCCCUUCCAGCUUCCCUCGCAUUCGGCUUCGGUGCUGUGUACAUGAUCUGCGCUGUGGGUGUAUACGUAUAA
This is a messenger RNA of Fulvia fulva, 243 nucleotides long. RefSeq lists its product as uncharacterized. The transcript has 2 exons. The record is from RefSeq and is a predicted model, not a curated record. NCBI's taxonomy places the organism in Eukaryota, Fungi, Ascomycota, Dothideomycetes, Mycosphaerellales, Mycosphaerellaceae. Bases 1 to 243 code for a protein of 80 amino acids. Gene Ontology annotation, biological process: protein N-linked glycosylation.